Homarus americanus (American lobster) is the source of this 524-nucleotide messenger RNA. RefSeq lists its product as uncharacterized. The annotation marks the transcript as partial. Gene Ontology annotation, molecular function: protein binding. The record is from RefSeq and is a predicted model, not a curated record. Lineage: Eukaryota; Metazoa; Arthropoda; Malacostraca; Decapoda; Nephropidae. The transcript is spliced from 3 exons.
AAAAAAAUUAACUAAGGAAAAAAGAUGAAGUGAAAUGGAUUUAUAUUGAAUGUUUAUAGUGGAAAGAUUAAUCUAUUUUAUUUAGUGGUUUUAUAUAACACGUGGAUGGAGAGGUAGUGUGAGAGACAGGUGUUGUGGUGGUGGUGGUGCUACCUGAGUCAAGAUGGUCGUUUACGUCAACAACUCCCAGCAACAGUGUCCUGAGGUCACCUCGACAGGGAAGGCGGGCGGCGCGGGCGUGCGGGCGGGGUGUGUGGUGAAGGGCAUUAACGGCACGCCCACGGCCCAGCUCUCGCUCUCCCACGCCCACGCCCUCACCAAGCAGGGCUCCACACUCACCCUCGAGAUUGACGACAACAGCGAGGAGCCACCAGGGGCCUGUCUCUCCUCCUCCACCUCCAUCUGUUCCUCCAACUCAGCCUCCACCUCCUCCACCGUUAUUGCUGCUAAUGGACACAUCUCCUCCUCCAGGCGUCGAACACCAGGUAAGUCAACAAUCCUUCUCAACCUGUUCUUGAUUACAG